Messenger RNA from Acanthosepion pharaonis, 786 nucleotides. Lineage: Eukaryota; Metazoa; Mollusca; Cephalopoda; Sepiida; Sepiidae. The record is from the annotation of a GenBank genome assembly.
AUGUCUACUUGGUCACUUUCUCUCUCUCUUUUUCACACACACAAACACACAAAAAUCUCUGUCUGUCUGUCUGUCUCUCUCUCUCUGUCUCUCUCUCUCGCUCGCUCUCUCUCUCUCUCUCUCUCUCUCUCUCUCUCUCUCUCUCUCUCUCUCUCUCUCCUUUCAGAUUUUUCUUCUCUUAUUCUUUAUUAUUCGCCAUCUUUUCUUUUCUUCCCUUUACUUUUUAUCUUCUUCUUCCACUCUUUUUUCUCCUUUCUUUUUCUUUUAAUUUUCUUCUUUUAUUCUUCGAAUUCGUCCCCCCACCUUCUCUUUCUUUCUUUCUUUCUUUCUUUCUUUCUUUCUUUCUUUCUUUCUUCUUCUUCUUCUUCUUCUUUCUCUUCAACCAGUUUUCUUCUACUUCUUCCAUCAAGUCCUUCACCUUCAGUGACCAUUGCACAAUUAAAGUUUACCGUUUGCCAUUUCCUUCUUUCUUUCUCUCUGUUCAUAUCUAUCUAUCUAUCUAUCUAUCUAAGUCUGCUCAUAUCUAUCAGUUUAUCUCAGUCUGCUCAUAUCUAUCUACCUAUCUAUAUUUCUAUCUAUCCAUCUAAUCUCUUCAUACAUAUCUAUCUAUCUAUCUAUCUAUCUAUCUAUCUAUCUGUCUGUCUGUCUGUCUAUCAGUCUAUUUUAUCUAUCUAUCUAUCUAUCUAUUUAAGUCUAUUCAUAUUCUUCAUUUGUCUUUUUCUUCUUCUUCCUUCUUCUUCUUCUAUCUAUCUCUCUAUCUAUCUAUAUUUUUGUAUGUUUGUGUAA